Molecule: messenger RNA, 6746 nt
Organism: Talpa occidentalis (Iberian mole)
Lineage: Eukaryota; Metazoa; Chordata; Mammalia; Eulipotyphla; Talpidae
Gene: SEMA4G
Product: semaphorin 4G
Exons: 16
Coding region: 2822-5353 (843 amino acids)
Biological process (GO): negative chemotaxis; positive regulation of cell migration; negative regulation of axon extension involved in axon guidance
Molecular function (GO): chemorepellent activity; semaphorin receptor binding
Source: RefSeq, a predicted model, not a curated record
CCGCUGCCAGCGGGGCCAGGCCUUUCUCACCGCCAAGUCCCGCGGUCCCGCAUAAAGGCGCUAGAGGGGCGCGGGCCAGGCCUCGGCUGCGCUCGGACGCCACCGCUGAGUCGGACACCAGCGCGGGGGCGGGGGCCCGCGUGGCGAACAGUGUUCUCCGGGAUCUGGGUCACAUCUCCCAGCGUCCAGCGGGAUCGAAGGAGAUCUUGUCCUCGAGCGACAGCAGUAGACACUGAGGUUAGACCAGCCAGAGGAGAGGACCACAGGCUGCCCAGGCUGGUGGAGGGGCGGGGGCCAGGCCCGUGGGCCAGGAGAGGCCGCCAUCCUGCCGGCCAGAGGGAGAUGCCGCCGACACUAGGUCGGCAGACAGGUGGGAUGAAGGUCGUGAGCCUGCCGAUCCUGUAUUCGGGGUCUGCCCUCCACAGUUCCCGCCGCCCUAGGAUCUAAUAGCGGGUAAGUGGCCAGAGUUUAGGGGGCUGGCCCUGGGGAAGAACCCAAACUGUGAACUGGGGGUAGAGAGUGGGGUGUGGACUGGAGACCUUUAAGCCUUUUCACCACUGGGGGGGAAAGGGGUGGCAGCCCCGCCCCUCCACUUAGCCUCACCCUCCCUCCCAACAGGUUACAUGGGGGCUGAGAGCAUCUACCCUACUUCCCUAUCUAGAGCUGCAAUGUACGUGGAAGUAGAGGAGUGCUGAGUUACCCCUCCUGUUCCGUCUUUCCUUUGCAAAAGCCAAGGGCCGCCUCCUGGUAGGGUUAGGUCCUCCCUACCUUGCAGAGCAGCCUUGACCCAUGUACCCAUCCCAUUUGAGCGUCCAAGGUCAGAAGCUUCCCCCAUAACUACACACAUACACACACAGUCGGAAUCUGGCCUUAGAAUUGGGACUCUUGGGAAGGGAGGCGGGGUUCUGCUCUGCAUCUCACCCCCAGUGGACACUGGCCAUCUCCAAGCUGCAGUGAGAACUGGACCCCUGGAAGUGUGUUGUAGGUACGCUUACCUGUGCAUAGAGGUGUGUGUGAGGACUGUGUGCACAUGCGCGUACUUGUCCCUUCUGUGAUGAUGGUCCCUGAACCACUGUAUGAGUGGCUUUGUGUGCACAUCUAUGUGUGUAUGCCAGACCCUCCAGUGAGUGAAUAGUGGGAUGAUCUUUUUCACUCUCCUUGUCAGCCUGGGAGGCAGGUGACCUGCUGAAUGAAUGGGCCUGGGAAUACAACCUCAUGUGUGACUAUCUAUGAACAUGUGUGGCAGGUCCUUUAUGCGAGCAUGUAUGUACACAAACCUUCCUGUGUGUGUGCAUGACUGAUAAGUAUGUGUGUUCACAGCCUUCCUGUGAACAUGUAUGUGUGCACCUGUGUGCAUGCACGUUACCCCCUCUGGUCAUGUGACUUGUGUAAGCCUGUGUAAGCAUGCCGUGCUCCACACUCUGAGUGGUUCCUCUCACCUGGGUGUGUUCCACCUGCCCAAUCCUAGGAACUGAACCUCCUACCCAUAGGGCUUCCCCACCCUUGCACUAAGCAAAUAGGAGGCCCCAAAGGUAAACAGGUGUACCUCACAGUGAAGACUGGGACAUCAGCAGUUUGCCUGAGGCACCUCCUGCCCCAGCUCCCUAAGCAGGAGCUGAUGUCCUCUCUGGGGUCCAGGGACCCUCCUUCCACUAUUCCGUUCUCCCCCUCUGGAUCAUGCUCACUAGGGUGCUGACCUUUACCUCUUAAAUAAAUGUUCCAAACUCCUAUUCUCCCUCUGGCCAGUUCCUGGUUCCUCCCCUCCCAUCAAGGCCACGUAGUUAAUAUUUUACUUGGAAGGGGUUGGGGGGCAGUGGCCCCUUUGGCCCUGUUUGUGUGAAUCUGAUAGGGCCAGGUGGGUCAGGCUUCCCGCACAUCUAGCCCAGCCCAGGAGGCCUUCACAGCCCCAUCAAGAGAUCAGACUGAUACAGGAACCAGAUAAGGUCUGCCCCCUCCCCCGCUCCCCAUCCCGUUGGCUUCAGAGAGGAUCAGGUGAGGGAAGUCUCCAAGAUGGGCCAGGAGCGGUGGCCAGGAGCUCAGGUCCUAUCAUCCACCUUUCCCCUGUUGCUCAUGUCUGAGUUUGCUGGCCCUGUGCACUGCAGCCUCCUGCACUGACAUUACACCUGUGUAAUCAGGGGGCCAGGUACCCCCUCCCAUGCCUAUGAGUGCCUCUUUGCAGGUAGGGGCACGCGUGGAUGCCCAGCCAGAGGGUGUAGUACAGACUCGAAUGGGCAGGGAAGAGAUGUGCACCCCCUCGGAGAAGAAUGCUGAGGAGGAGAAGUGUCUAAUUAAAGAGAAAUUCCAGAGGGAGCUCUCAGGCCAGGGAAAAGAAAAAACAAAGGGAAAGCAGGACAAAGUAAACAAAGGCCCAUUAACCAUCUCUACGCAGGCCCUCCUGCAUAAGGCACCCCCGCAGGCCAGGGGACAGCUGUUUGCCUGAGUUGAGUGAAGCUGAACUUCACCAAGAAAACGGACCUCAGAAAACCAGGACUAGCCCUGCGAUCGGAGCAGGGUGACCCUCUCAGUCACCUACAACCCUCCAAUGACCCCACGACUCCCUUGCACCAUGGAGUUUGUUUUUGAUGUGGAAAGGCAGUGUAUGAUCCAUCCCCCUCUCUGACCUCCUACCUGGGAUUCCAUGGCCACACAACCCUGUGAUUCCAGUUCCCCCCGAUUCCAGGACCCUCCUUGGCCGCAUGACCCAUACUCUUCCGAGUGACCUCCCUGGACCUUGAUCCCUGUGACUGUUCUUUCCAUUGUCCCCUUGACUCUGGCCCUGACUCCCCUUGGGGGUCUUGUUGGUCUAGUCCUCCCCAGGAAGAUGUUGGGGAGGCUCUGGCCCCUUCUGCUGAGCUUCCUCACAGCUACUGCAGUCCCUGGACCCUCGCUGCGAAGACCUUCCAGAGAACUAGAUGCCACCCCUCGGAUGACCAUCUCCUAUGAAGAGCUUUCCGGGACCCGGCACUUCAAGGGCCGAGCCCAGAACUACUCAACGCUGCUGCUGGAGGAGGCUUCAGCAAGGCUGCUAGUGGGAGCCCGAGGCGCCCUGUUCUCUCUCAAUGCCAAUGACAUAGGAGAUGGGGCUCAUAAAGAGAUCCUUUGGGAGGCCUCUCCAGAGAUGCAAAGUAAAUGUCAUCAAAAAGGGAAAAACAACCAGACCGAGUGCUUCAACCACGUGCGAUUCCUGCAGCGGCUCAAUGCCACCCACCUCUACGCAUGCGGGACUCACGCCUUCCAGCCCCUCUGUGCAGCCAUUGAUUCUGAGGCCUUCACCUUGCCAACCAGCUUUGAGGAGGGGAAGGAGAAGUGUCCAUAUGACCCAGCCCGAGGCUUCACGGGCCUCAUCAUCGAUGGAGGCCUGUACACAGCCACACGGUAUGAAUUCCGGAGCAUUCCUGACAUCCGCCGGAGUCGGCACCCACACUCCCUGAGAACCGAGGAGGCACCGAUGCACUGGCUCAACGAUGCUGAGUUUGUGUUCUCCGUCCUGGUGCGGGAGAGCAAGGCCAGCGCAGUGGGUGACGAUGACAAGGUUUACUACUUCUUCACCGAGCGCGCUGCCGAGGAGGGCUCGGGCAGCUUUCCCCAGAGCCGCAACAGCCACCGUGUCGCCCGCGUGGCCCGUGUGUGCAAGGGAGACCUGGGGGGAAAGAAGAUCCUGCAGAAGAAGUGGACCUCCUUCUUAAAGGCGCGUCUCUACUGCCACAUUCCUCUAUAUGAGACUCUGCGUGACGUCUGCAGCCUGGACACUGACACCUCGGCCCGCACACAUUUCUAUGCUGCCUUCACGCUGACCACACAGUGGAAAACACUGGAGGCCUCAGCCAUCUGCCGCUAUGACCUGGCUGAGGUGCAGACUGUCUUCACAGGCCCCUACAUGGAAUACCAGGAUGGUGCCCGGCGCUGGGGCCGCUAUGAGGGUGGGGUGCCAGAGCCCCGGCCCGGCUCGUGCAUCACAGAUUCGCUGCGCAGCCGAGGCUACAAUUCAUCCCAGGACUUACCAUCCCUGGUCCUGGACUUUGUGAAGUUGCACCCACUGAUGGCCCGGCCAGUGCUGCCCACGCGGGGACGGCCCCUGCUGCUCAAGCGCAGCGUGCGUUACACGCACCUCACGGGGACACCUGUCACCACGCCUGCUGGACUCACCUAUGACCUGCUCUUUCUGGGCACAGCUGAUGGCUGGAUCCACAAGGCUGUGGUCUUGGGCUCUGGGAUGCACAUUAUUGAAGAGACACAGGUGUUCAAGGAGCCCCAACCUGUGGAGAAUCUGGUCAUCUCUUUAAUGCAGCACAGCCUCUAUGUGGGCGCCUCUAGUGGAGUCAUCCAGUUACCUCUCUCCAGCUGCUCCCGCUACCGCUCCUGCUAUGACUGUAUCCUGGCCCGGGACCCUUACUGUGGCUGGGACCCCAGCACCUAUACCUGCGUGGCCGCCACUGUAGCCAACAGAUCCCAGGGUAGCAGGACAACAGUGAUACAGGACAUAGAGCGAGGAAACCGAGGCUGUGAAGGCAACAGCAACACAGGGCCACCACCACCAGUGAAGACUCGCUCUGUCCUCCGGGGUGAUGACGUCCUCCUGCCCUGUGACCAGCCCUCCAACCUGGCCAGGGCCCUGUGGCUGCUCAAUGGGAGCAGGGGCCUGAGCGACGGGCAGGAUGGCUACCGUGUGGGUGUGGACGGGCUGCUGGUGACCGACACGCAGCCCGAGCACAGUGGCAUCUAUGGCUGCUACGCAGAGGAGAAUGGCCUCCGCACUCUGUUGGCAUCCUAUAGCCUCACCGUCCGGCGGGCCACUCCUGCCCCAGCUCCGCAAGCCCCUGCCAUGCCUGGGGCACAACUGGCACCUGAUGUGCGGCUGCUCUAUGUGUUAGCCAUCGCGGCGCUCGGUGGCCUCUGUCUCAUCCUGGCGUCCUCCCUCCUCUAUAUGGCCUGUCUUCGAGGGGGCAGACGAGGCCGGAGACGAAAAUACUCUCUGGGCCGGGCUGGCCGGGUAGGGGGAUCUGCCGUGCAGCUGCAGACAGUCUCAGGCCAGUGUCCAGGAGAGGAAGAUGAAGGUGACGAUGGGGAGGGGUCUGGGGGCAUAGAAGGCGGCUGCCUCCAGAUCAUCCCUGGGGAGGGAGCCCCAGCACCUCCGCCCCCGCCCCCGCCCCCACCACCGGCUGAGCUGACCAAUGGGCUAGUGGCACUGCCCAGUCGGCUGCGCAGGAUGAAUGGCAACAGCUACGUGCUCCUGAGGCAGAGCAACAACUGCGUGCCGGCAGGGCCCAGCUCCUUCGCCGAGGAGCUCAGCCGCAUCCUAGAGAAGAGGAAGCACACACAGCUGGUGGAGCACCUGGAUGAGAGCUCUGUCUGAGUGCGGCCUCCCAGGACAAAUGCUCUUCCAAGCCGGCCUGGCUGCCCCAGGCUGGGUCGCAGCCUCCCCAACACAGUCACCCUACCUUGACACCCCCCCACUCCAGGCCCUUCUCCCAACUUUUUGAUGUCCCUGUAGGGCUGGCCAGUCAGGCCCAGCCAAAGCCCCCUCCUCAGUCUUCACAGACCCAUCUGUGAGCAGCCCAGGCCAACCGGUGCUCCUCAGAGGCAGGGCUCUGCAGGUCCAGAUGGCCUCACUGUCACCACCCUCUGUAUGGCCCUCUGUGCUGGAUGGUCCCGAAACCAGACAAGACCUCUGCCAGCCACCAGAGCCACCUGAGCCCUGCAUACAUGCACAUGCGCACAUGGAAGAAUGUCUAUCAGCUGGGCUGCAGGGCCCCCACCCCGACCCUGGUGCAUUCUAGUGAUUUAUCCCACCUUCUGGACUUCGGGUACCCUCCCAACUGCCACAUGCCGUCCUAGCAAAUCCUCUCCCCAGUCCGUCCCAUGUGACCUCUUUGGCAAGAGCUUGGGAACAGGCCAGCCUGGGGAGGUAAGACUGCAUCAAUCCCCUUUUCUUUUCCCUUAGUAUGCCGCCCUCGUGAGUCAGCCCUCCCACCCACCUGGGUCAUUCUGGGAGUGACAGACGGAGCUCUAGGCAUGCGCCUUCCUCAUGCACAUGUGCUCACAUUUCCACUCGAACGCACCUUCUGAGCCUCCCCUUGCUGCCUCAGACCUGUGUGUGUCAGGUUUGGUCCGUGGACAUUUCAGAGGGAGACCCCUCUCCCAUUCCGCUGUCCUUGCAGACACCCUAGGACGGGUGACCAACUGCACUCUAUGAGCCAGCCUCCCUUUUUGGGGACCAAGUAUUUGCCACCCCUCGACUAGAGCAGGGGGAGGAGAGAUCUGAUGUCUCACCUGGCAUGUGAAGCCCGUUCUGGGAACUAUGCAAAGGGCAGAGGCUGGGAGUUUAGAUGCUGGGCUCCCACCCUGUCCUACCUCACCGGGGUACAUUCAGGGUCCAGGGGCCUCUGAAGUCUCCAGGCCCAUAUGGGACAAUCAAAUCCUGACUGAGCUUCCCCAUUUCCUUUGGGUGAGGAUGACUGUUAUUUUUGUAGUUGAACGUGGAAUCCCACGAUUUUUACUGCCCUUCACCCGACCUCUUCCACCUCUCCCCUACAAUGAAUGUAUUUAUUGUGAGAACGGCUAUACUUCUUUAGGAAUGCCCCCACUCACCCCCUCGGUGGGCGGAACAGGCAUGUACCAGAGUGGGGAGCCUGGGCUCAGCUCCUCCCCGCCUCGUUGGUGAAUAAAUACCCUCUUUACCCACAACUAUGAGUGAGCGGUCUGCUUAAUCUAGACUAGCCUUCUCCUAAUCACCAGGGCACAGACUU